UCGAUAAGUUGGUGCAUUGGUGAAACGUUGACCGCAUGUAAAACAAGAAAUCUUUUUUAUCAUGGACUUAGAAACGACAUGGUUAAAGCUUAAGGCAUCCAUGGAACGUUUUCUYAACGUGUUGGCUCGUAUACCGUUCUUUUAUUUGUUAGAAAUCGUAUAUAAUUUUACAACUAAAGCCGACAACUCAUCAUGUCUAGGAGCAAUAGGAUAUGCUGUUGGUCUUAUUGGUUUGUUUACAGAGCUAGAUUUACUGCUCUCAUUCUAUGGAUGGUUCUUUCAAGUACUUAUAAACUACAUAAUGUUCAGCCUCGCUAUUGAAGUCAAACGUACAAACAGUGAUGAUAAUCAUGGAGUCUUAGCUGCUGAACCUCAUUCCUUCUUUAAAUUCUUUGUCAGUGACAACCAUUUCUAUGGUCAAAUCAUAGCUGCAACAGGGCUCUCCAUGGCAACACAACAGGAGUGGAUGAAACUGAAGCCAUUAUGGAUUAUUGUCCUGACGUUGAUCAUACCUUUUGGUUUUGACUUGAGUUUUAGGCCUUUUAAAUGCAUGUCUGUGGUUAUGCCUUAUAUGUGUUACAUAUUUCUGUUAAUAUAUAUGGGCUAUUUGAUAUGCAAAGGCCUUCAACUUGGUGUAAAAUUCCUAAAGUGYACUAAAGAAUCCAGUGAUAAUCUAUGGAGAAUGGUAGAUGGUUAUGGCUGGACCCCUGUGAUUCGUCAUCACUGGACUAGAAUGGAGCUCUCAAGAGUCAUAAUGUUUCUUUGGUGGAUCAAAUUUGGAUUAAAAGUUGCCCAGCAAAAGAAAAUUAAUUGGUUUUGGACUUUUGCAAGUUUUGGAGAUUCGUGUGCURCACUACCAAACUUAUUUGCUGCUAGUUUGGUUGUCUCUGAAAUAUCUUUCAGCAUCUUGUUCYUUACCCAAAACUGCUUGAAGAGAAAUCAUGUUGACAUGUAUGAAGCUUAUCAUUAUCCUGGCUUCAACGAAGGCCUUGCAUUCUUUCUUCUAAAUCUGCAGAUUGGAAUCACAGAAGUAGGGAGUGAAGAGCGCUCUCUGAUAAUCAGCYUAGUUUUAUUUGUGACACUUUCUCUUCUUGUACAAGAUGCUUAUGAGAUAACCGAACCAGUACUUGCAGUUCUUGGAGCCACAUACACRGGAAAACUAAAUUCUAAGCAUAUAAGAGGGCUUAUUGUAUCAAUGUGUCUGCUAUUGAUCCCAGCCUUCAUGGUCUAUAAAAUAUGCUCCACAUUCUCAGCAGGAACUUGGCUGUUUGUGAUAAUAUCCAACAGUGUGGUAACAAUGGUCCAGUUGCUUGGUGCAUUAAGUAUAUAUUUCCUAUUCCUGGCAAAUGURCAUUUUCAUUAUGGCUGGGAGGAUUUGGAUGAUUGUGUUUACUAUGUCAAUGCAGUGUCUAAGGUUUUUGAGUUUUUAGUUGCUGUGGUAGUGGUUUUCUACAGUGCCUGGUCUGCAUUAUCUGGCAACUGGAGUAUAGUGGGUACUGGCAUAAUAUGCAUGCAUGCAUACUUCAAUGUCUACAGUCGUGCUGUUGAAGGCUGGAAAAACUUUUUGCUGAGAAGAAGUGCCGUCCACAGGCUUAACUCAUUGAAAUCCGCCACAGAUGAAGAGCUAGRGGAUUACAAUGACAUCUGCUCAAUAUGCUUUGACCAAAUGCAGUCAGCUAAAGUGACAAAAUGCCACCAUUUCUUCCAUGGAAUGUGCCUCAGGAAGUGGCUUUAUGUGCAAGAUAAAUGCCCAAUGUGUCACACAGAUAUUUUGCCAGAGGACUGACUACUACCUGUAUUGCAACGCAUGGCUGCUAUAGGGUGACAGUGGGCUUCUUGCUGUCCUCAGGGUCAAAAUGAUCAUGCAAAAAUAAAGAACUAUUUCUUAUUACUGUUACAGUGCUUCUCAGUUACA
Actinia tenebrosa (Australian red waratah sea anemone) is the source of this 1915-nucleotide messenger RNA. Its product is annotated as RING finger protein 145-like. The record is from RefSeq and is a predicted model, not a curated record. Lineage: Eukaryota; Metazoa; Cnidaria; Anthozoa; Actiniaria; Actiniidae.